AUGACCACACCGGCUGGUGAUUGCCGCGAUGACCUGCCUCUCAAGUACCGAAGACUUUGUGAUACGUCCGAAGCUUGGGGCAUCGUCCUGGAAACUGUGGCUGCCGUGGGGGCUGUGACCACAGUGGCCUUCAUGCUGGCUCUCCUGGCCCUCAUCUGCAAGGUGCAGGACUCCAACAAGCGGAAGGUGCUCCCGGUCCAGUUCCUCUUCCUUGUGGGUGUGCUGGGGGUCUUCGGCCUGACCUUCGCCUUCAUCAUCAGGCUGGACAGCUCCACGGGGCCCACACGCUUCUUCCUCUUCGGCGUCCUCUUCUCCCUCUGCUUCUCCUGCCUCCUGGCUCAUGCUUUCAACCUGACGAGGCUGGUCCGCGGCUGGAAGCCCCUCUCCCUGCUGGUGAUGCUGGGCCUGGCGGUGGGCGUCAGCCUGGUGCAGGACGUCAUCGCCAUCGAGUACCUCGUCCUCACCAUGAACAGAACCGAUACGGAAAUCUUCGCGGAGCUCCCUCCUUCUCGGCGCAACGAAGACUUUGUCAUGCUGCUCAUCUUCGUCCUCUUCUUGAUGGCCCUGACCUUCCUCACGUCCUGCUUCGCCUUCUGCGGCCCCUUCACCGGCUGGAAGAGGCACGGAGCCCACAUCUAUCUCACCACGCUCCUCUCCAUGGCCAUCUGGGUGGCAUGGAUCACCUUGCUGAUCAACCCUACCCCUGACACCAUGUGGGACGAUACCAUCCUCAGUGCAGCCCUGGUGGCCAACGGCUGGAUCUUCCUGUUGGCUUACGUGGCACCCGAGUUUCAGCUGCUCACCAAGCAACAGAACCCCAUGGACUACCCUGUGGAGGAUGCUUUUUGUAAACCUCAGUUCAUGAAGCAGAGCUAUGGCGUGGAGAACAGAGCCUACACUCAAGAGGAAAUCACUCAAGGUCUUGAAGAGCUAGGUGAUACCACCUAUGUCCCUUAUACCACUCAUUUCCAGCUGCAGAAUCGGAACUCCCAAAAGGAUUUCUCCAUCCCACGGGCCCAGACUCGCGUGAGCCCUUACAACGACUAUGAAGGAAGGAAAAACGGCAGCUAG
Pipistrellus nathusii (Nathusius's pipistrelle) is the source of this 1071-nucleotide messenger RNA. NCBI's taxonomy places the organism in Eukaryota, Metazoa, Chordata, Mammalia, Chiroptera, Vespertilionidae. The record is from the annotation of a GenBank genome assembly.